AGCCUCGGGCUGCCCCACGCAGGUGACUGCCAACAGCCAGCCCAAUGCCGAAUCCAAAAGUGUACCACAGACUUUGUGUCCCUGACUUCACACCUGAACUCUGCCAUUGACGGCUUUGACUCUGAGUUUUGCAAGGCACUGCGUGCCUAUGCUGGCUGCACCCAGCGAACUUCAAAAGCCUGCCGUGGCAAUCUAGUAUACCAUUCUGCUGUGUUAGGUAUCAGUGACCUCAUGAGCCAGAGGAACUGCUCCAAGGAUGGACCCACAUCUUCUACCAACCCGGAAGUGACCCAUGAUCCUUGUAAUUAUCACAGCCACACAGGAGCCAGAGAACACAGGGGAGGGGACCAGAUCCCUCCCAACUUCCUUUUCUGUGGCUUGUUUGGAGAUCCUCACCUUAGAACUUUCAAGGAUCACUUCCAAACAUGCAAAGUAGAAGGUGCCUGGCCACUCAUUGAUAAUAAUUAUCUUUCAGUUCAAGUGACAAAUGUACCCGUAGUUCCUGGAUCCAGUGCUACUGCUACAAACAAGAUCACCAUCAUCUUCAAAGCGCACCAUGAGUGUACUGACCAGAAAGUGUACCAAGCUGUGACAGACGACCUGCCAGCUGCCUUUGUGGAUGGCACCACCAGUGGUGGGGAUGGCGAAACCAAGAGCCUCCAUAUCGUAGAGAGGGAGAGCGGGCGGUACGUGGAGAUGCACGCCCGUUACAUAGGCACCACCGUGUUUGUAAGACAGCUGGGUCGUUAUCUGACCCUUGCCAUUCGAAUGCCAGAGGAGCUGGCCAUGUCCUAUGAGGAAAGCCAGGACCUGCAGUUGUGUGUGAACGGUUGCCCUCUGAGCGAGCGCAUUGAUGACGGGCAGGGCCAGGUGUCUGCCAUCAUAGGGCACAGUCUGCCUCACACCUCCUUGGUGCAAGCCUGGCCAGGUUACACACUGGAAACUGCCAACUCUCAGUGUCAUGAGAAGAUGCCUGUGAAGGACAUCUACUUCCAGUCCUGUGUCUUUGACCUGCUCACCACCGGUGAUGCCAACUUCACUGCCGCAGCCCACAGUGCCUUGGAGGACGUGGAGGCGCUGCACCCGAGGAAGGAACGCUGGCACAUCUUCCCCAGCAGCAGCAACGGGACUCCGCGCAGAGGCAGCAGCCCGCCUGGCAGCCUGGGACUCACAUGCCUCAUCCUUCUCGUGUUUUUGUAGGGUUGGUCGUCGGUUUUUGUUUUGGUUUUGUUGUUGUGGUUGUUUUUAUCUAUAACAAAGUUUUAAAAUAUAUAUUGUCAUAAUAUAUUGAGUGAAAGAGUAUAUAUGUAUAUACCAUGUAUAUGACAGGAUGUUUGUCCUGGACACCACCAGAUUGUACAUAGGCGUUUGGCUGUUUUCACAUAACGUUGGAUGUAGUGUUCUUUUGCUUGUAUCAAUUUUGUUUUGCAGUUUUGUGAAAUGUUUUAUAAUGUCCCUGCCUAGGGACCUGUUAGAAAGCACUUUAUUUUUUAUAUAUUAAAUAUUUAUGUGUGUACCUGGUUACUAUGUAUACUACACAUACAAAGACACCAUACACAGCAUUCCCUUUGCAGGUGACCAGUUGUUUGUAGCUAUUCUGGCUGUUCCCCAUUGCCCUUCCCAUUGCUACUGAUCUGUCACCAGCCACGUCCUGGUGGAGUGGCCUCCUUCCCUCUGAAGGGCGUCUUUACCCCUUCUGCCCUCUCGAGAGGACAGUUAUCUCUUCCACUGUAAGUGCUUUUGACUCUCACACACUGAGCCCCAUAAGGAGUCCUCUUAACAGCUGUCUCUUUUUCAGAAUGCAGAAGGAUGUCACUGCAAUCUUUGCUCCUCUCGAUGCUGCUUGUCCAUAUGAACACCCAUGGUAUUUCAGGUUGACGCAUCUGAAACCACUAUUACUGUAGGAAUAAAAAGGUCUGGUGAUGGCAAUGUGAUAGGGUAAAUACCAGGCUUCUUGUCAACUUCAGUAGAGCUCUUAGACUUUAUUUCCCUCUGUGCCCUGGCUUAAAUUGUAACUUUUUUCUCUUUUAACUACUCAUCAUUAAACAAAACAGGAAAUCAUACAUUUACUAAUGGAACCAUGCCUUGUUUUUGCCACUGUAAUUCAUGGAGGCCCAUAUGUGCUUCAUUUUUUUUCUUUGGCUAUUUGGGCCUCAAGCACCAUUGCGUGUGUCCACCCCCAGGAAGCCCUUCUCAACCAAGGACUGGACUCUGCUAGUUUUUCUGAUAUGGAGGCCCAGACCUUAUCACAAAGCUCUCCAGUCUUCCUUGCAUUUCCCUCUCUUGUCUUCCUCACAGUCCUCGGCCUGUGUCUAUGCAUCAUGACAUAGUAGAGCACUUAGGACAGAAAAUCUUCCUUGACCUGACUUGGUGAGCACUUAACUGUGCAUGCUCACUAGUCCUGGUGUUCUUGCUGAAUAUUGCGUGUCCCAAAUAGUUUUUCCCUCCUUAGAUUUCUCCCUCUUAACCGUAAUUGGAUAUCAGUUGUUUAGGUUGUUUAGUGAAAUCCCUCAGAAGUAAAAUGAUCUUGAUUUUUCACAUCCAUUGCUGACGUCCCUUGCAAAAGGGAAAUAACAAGAAAAGGAAGCGAGAAUAACAAAGUUAACUUCAGAAUAGGUAGGCUUAGGUUGUGACAUCUAAAUGUAAAUGUUCAGCUUGAAAAGGUGAUGCAAUUUGUACUUUUCAUAAUUUUAGCUUAAUGUAGACCAAAAUAAUGUUUUCAUUUUGGCUCAUCCAUGCCUUUUGCCUAUUGACCAGUGGCACUGGCAGAAGCCCAGGCUGGCAGCAAAGAAAUCUGUCAUUUUAUGACAUUCUACUUCACAUACCAGUACAAAAUUCACUGGUGGAAUUGUGAGUUCAUCUCAAGGUCCAAGCCUCUGUGAUGAUGGUAGAAUAAUCUUAGCCAGCUUGGUAGAAAAAAAUGAAGGCACCCUGAUUCUUACUCUGAAAAGGUUCAACUCCAAAGAGGUGGAACUUAACUCUGAAAUAUCCUUUAAAAUCCUAUUACGGAAGCUAGAUUAGGACUCACCUACCAUGAGCUGUGAACCAUAGCUGCCUUUAUUCACCGGUAGAGCCACGUGCCAAGUUCAGAAGCCGUCGUGAGCUAGCAGCUUUGUCUCAUAACUGAGUAAAAUAGGAGGGAAAAUAUAGAGGAUAAUUUUAGCCACUGUAUGUGUACAAAUUGUGUAAAAGAAGUAAAAUCAAUGAUAGACUUUUCUAUGUCCUUUUCAGAGUGAACCAAACAACCCCCUCUCAUAGUUGGGAAAACAAAACUGGGUUGUAUUGUGUGUCCUUUAACUGGAAAAUGCAUAAAGAGCACCAUGCAUUGCUAGCAUUAGUGGCAAUCUGCUGACUUGAUUCUCCCUUUAUCAUUGUCUUUGUAAAAAACGUUUCAGUCCCCAAGAUAACUUGGAGAUACAAGCCUUUCUCAAGAUAAGGACUGGGUUUGGUUUUUGUAGGUCCUAGAGAAAAUGUUGUGUACGUGUUGUUCCAGGAUACCCUUCUUAACCAAGAUAAUGGCAACACGUGGAUAGGCUGUAGCUGUUAACGAGUCUCCCAGGAGAGCUUAAAGCAUGGGGGAAACACUGGGUUUUGCAGAUGCUCCACAGGGCUGUCUUUAAAAGACUCAAAAUUUUUGUCCUCCAUUGUGCUUGAAAACCCCUCUUUACCCCAGUGUGUUGAGUCUUUAGAAAGAAAUCUUUAGAUGUGGUUCAUAGGAAUAUGAAUAAGUAUCUGUAAGACAGUGUGCAGUGUGUAAAUACUUUAAAUUAUUAUACUAGAAAAAUAAAAGUUACCUACCAUGCUGUGGAA
Dipodomys ordii (Ord's kangaroo rat) is the source of this 3810-nucleotide messenger RNA. It is a transcript of the gene Rgmb, whose product is annotated as repulsive guidance molecule family member b. The record is from RefSeq and is a predicted model, not a curated record. Gene Ontology annotation, biological process: BMP signaling pathway. Gene Ontology annotation, molecular function: coreceptor activity. Gene Ontology annotation, cellular component: plasma membrane. The annotation marks the transcript as partial. Lineage: Eukaryota; Metazoa; Chordata; Mammalia; Rodentia; Heteromyidae. The transcript is spliced from 3 exons.